CUUUUUUUUUUGUGAGUCACCUGGGUCACCUUCAAACUUUGACUCUCUUUUUACCGGUCGUCGCUUACUGCUGAGUGCUGUUUUGUCUUUUGCUCUGCUGAAUUUUCGUGCCGGCUUUAGAACUUGAUUAGCUAGUAAACAUGGGCCGUAAAUUCGUCGUUGGCGGUAACUGGAAGAUGAAUGGGGAUAAGAACCAGAUAAAUGAAAUUGUCAACAAUUUGAAGAAGGGACCCCUGGAUCCAAAUGCCGAAGUUAUAAUCGGAGUGCCUGCCAUCUACCUGGCCUAUGUCAAAAGCAUUGUCCCUGAUUCCAUCAGUGUAGCUGCUCAGAACUGCUGGAAGGUGUCAAAGGGAGCCUUUACAGGUGAAAUUUCCCCUGCAAUGAUCAAAGACGUUGGUGUUGGCUGGGUUAUUUUGGGACACUCUGAACGGAGGACCAUCUUUGGUGAAAAGGAUGACUUGGUUGCUGAUAAGGUUGCACAUGCCCUUGAAUCCGGGUUGAAGGUCAUAGCCUGUAUUGGAGAAACUCUUGAAGAGAGGGAAGCAGGAAAAACUGAAGAGGUUGUCUUCAGACAGACUAAGGCUCUUUUGCCAGCCAUUGGCAACAACUGGGCCAACGUUGUGUUGGCGUACGAGCCUGUAUGGGCCAUUGGUACUGGCAAAACUGCCUCACCGCAACAGGCCCAGGACGUCCACGCGUCCCUCCGAGGCUGGUUAUCUUCCAACGCCUCUGCGGACGUCGCACAGUCCGUGCGCAUCCAAUAUGGCGGUUCAGUGACGGCUUCCAACGCAAAGGAGCUCGCCGCAUGUCCAGACAUCGACGGCUUUCUGGUCGGUGGUGCUAGUCUUAAACCUGAAUUUAUCGAUAUUGUGAAUGCUACUCAAUAAUUAAUAAAAUGUAAUGUACACUGGUUCAAUUAAGAUGUGUGAAAU
Molecule: messenger RNA, 932 nt
Organism: Maniola jurtina (meadow brown)
Lineage: Eukaryota; Metazoa; Arthropoda; Insecta; Lepidoptera; Nymphalidae
Gene: Tpi
Product: triosephosphate isomerase
Exons: 6
Coding region: 141-887 (248 amino acids)
Biological process (GO): glycolytic process; glycerol catabolic process; gluconeogenesis
Cellular component (GO): cytosol
Molecular function (GO): triose-phosphate isomerase activity
Source: RefSeq, a predicted model, not a curated record